This is a messenger RNA of Amblyraja radiata (thorny skate), 1227 nucleotides long. RefSeq names its product interferon-inducible GTPase 5-like. Gene Ontology annotation, cellular component: membrane. The transcript has a single exon. Gene Ontology annotation, molecular function: GTP binding. The record is from RefSeq and is a predicted model, not a curated record. Bases 1 to 1227 code for a protein of 408 amino acids. NCBI's taxonomy places the organism in Eukaryota, Metazoa, Chordata, Chondrichthyes, Rajiformes, Rajidae.
AUGGCCGGUGCUGUACCCAACCUGUGUUACAGCCGCCGAGAUGUGUUGGACAUGGCGGCAGCUUAUUGCUGUGGAGGUGAGCAAGGCCUUCAAUUGGCCAUCGAUGACAAAAACAAACAGAUGAGCAACGUGCAUGUUCGUAUUGCGGUGAUGGGGGAGUCUGGACGUGGCAAGUCGACCCUGAUCAACGCUCUGCUCGACUUGGAUGAUGAAGAGGCUGCCCCAACCGGGUUUAACGGGACCACCACCAAAAUAACAUGUUACUCCCACCCUAGCCUUCCUAACGUCCACUACUAUGACUUUCCCGGGCUCAACACGCCCAAUUUCCCAGUGAAAGCGUUCAUGGAGAAAACUAAAUUUGCCGUAUAUGACCUGGGCAUCAUUGUGAUUGAGCGGUGGACGGAGAAUGACCAGUUACUGGCCAAGGCGCUGAAGAAGGCGGGCAAACCCUUCCAUGUGGUUCGCUCCAAGAUCGACCUAAUUGUCAAAUCAGAGAGGGGCAAGAAGGGUUACAAUGAAGACGUGAUGUUACGGAGUGUGAGGGAAAAUUGCUGUUCCUCGCUGGAGAAAGCAGGGAUGGGGAAGACUCGUGUUUUCUUAUAUUCCAGCUUUGAUUUGAAUGCGUACGACUUCCCCGAACUGAAGAAGACCGUGGUGUUCGAUCUGUCGGAGACACAGAAGCAGCUAUUCCUGCUGUCGCUCCCCAACACAAGCGAAGAUUCGAUAAAUGAGAAACGCGAGGCUCUGCGAGUGAGCAUUGAAUUUAUGGCGGCCAUCUCGGCGGCAAUCGCUGUCAUUCCCGUACCGGGUUUGUCUUUGGCUUGUGACCUGGUGCUCAUUGCCUCCAAUAUCCUGGCCAUGCGGAAGAUCCUGGGCCUGGACGAUGGGUCUCUCCGGAAAUUGUCCAAAAGAGUGGGCAAAAGUAAGGAUGAGCUGCGGAGAGACACCGAGCACGCCUGGGUGUUCGGGGAGAUCACCCGGGAGCAGGUGAUGCUGUUACUGAAGAGAUGCCCGGUGGCGGCGGCACUGACAGUCGCCGAGCUCGUCCUCGACUUUGUCCCAAUUCUGGGCUCUGGCUUCGGGGCGACAACGUCGUAUUGGGUGACUCGCAGAAUGCUGACUAAUUCACUGGAAGAAAUGGUGGAAACAGCUAAAAUAGUCCUGAGAAACGCCGAGGCAGGAGCUUCGGCAACUCCUGGCAGAGCCGCGGGUUAUUGGCGGGAUUGA